AUGCUUCAGUUGAUUGGAGCGUUUGCCUUCCAAUUCACCCACCCGUGGCGAGGGAACCUCUCAGUGACGUCAUCGCUGCUGGACCUGACGACGCCGCGGCGUGAGCCGAUGCGGGUGACGGUGGCGGCCGAGGAGGUGACGCGGGAGCUGCGCGAGCGGGGCCUCUCCGUCACCACCGACGUGGUGGUGCUGCUCGAGGACGACGUCCGCCACCCGCCCGAGUUCGGACGGAGCUUGUACGUGACCCAGCUGUUCGAAAGCCCGCCGCUGGGCACCAUCCUGAACUUUGCCCCGCCGCUGGAGACCACUGGUCAGCGGGGCACGUUCGCGCUCAGCAUCAUCGGUGACCUCGCCUCCAAGUGUUUCGAGGUGGAGCCCACCGUUCUCAGCGGUGAUGUCCAGUUCGACAUCCGAGUCAAGAACAACCAGCUGCUCGACUUCGAGAAGCUCGUGCGGCCGGAGAUCCGGUUCAGGAUCAAGGCUCAGGAGGUGGAGCUGGCCGGCAGGACCCGGCCAACUCUCAUCAGCUACACCAACGUCACCGUCACCGUCAUCGACCAGAACGACAACGCGCCCGCCUUCGAGAAGGAUCUCUACGAGGCGUUCUUCGACGAGAACAUCGAGCGGGGGACCCCCAUUCUCAAGGUGGCAGCCAUUGACGCCGACCAGGCGGACGGCGGCCGGGUGGUGUACUCGGGACUGACCGGCGACAACGCCGAUGACCUGACCCUGGACCCGACCUCCGGUCAGAUCUCGGUCAAGGUCACCAACCAUCGCUUUGACUUCGAGACUCAGGAGGAGUACCGGCUGCAGGUGUUCGCCACCGACAGCGGGGUGCCGCAGCGGACGGGGACGGCCUCGAUCGUGCUCACCGUGCGGGACGUGAACGACAACCCGCCCGUGUUCACAAGCCCGAUGUAUAGCGGCAAGCUGAGUCCGAAGGGCGACAAACUGGAGGAGGCCGUCCAAGUUCUCGCCGUGGAUCGCGACUCGGGGGCCAACAGCAAGGUCGCCUACCGGCUCCGUGGCAGCAGCAAGUACCGCGACAACUUCGCAAUCGAUCGCAACACAGGCGAGCUGAGCGUGCGGAAGCCGGUGCCGAUGGAGCUGACUGACAGCAGGGACCCGCGCCGGCUGCCGGAGAACCAGCCGCUGACAUUCCAGCAAGCGGGGUCCGAGGCGGUUAACGACAGGAUCGAGCUGCAGGUCGAGGCACACGACGAGGGUAGCCCCCAGCUGUUCAGCAAGGUGCCCGUCUACAUAUACAAGAAGGAAAACGUGCAGACCAUGACAUUCCUGGUAAACGAAGACGUGGACACCGUCCUGCAGAACCAGGAUGAUGUGGAGCGCCAGCUGUCGGUGUUCACGGGCGGCACGGCCACCAUCACCAACGUCAAGCGAUACGAGGGCGACGACGAACUGACGGGCAGGAACGGCCAGCAGCUAGAAGGAAAGACGGCCAUUACAGCCAGGGUACAUCGGCCGUAUGACGCCAUCUUCGACACCACCAGUCUGGGAGGAGGAGCAGGUUCUAAAAAUGAAGACGGUGGCACUGAUGGGGGAGAGGCUAUUGAUCAGGCAGCAGUGAACAGCGUCUGGUUCUGGCUCCUGAUAGCUCUGGCCCUCAUUAUCAUCAUCAUUCUUAUCAUCGUCUGCUGCUGCUGCUACUGCUCCUGCUGCUAUGCCUGCUGUCCUCUCUGCAGCUGCUACAAGCGAAAGAUGGUGAAGGAGUACGACGAGGAGGCGGUGGCGUACGUCAACGUGAACGGCGGCGAUGCACAGCAACUGAACCGCAGUCACGGGCGCGGUGGCAAUGUCCUGCAGAGGAUGCGUUCUGCCGUGGCCGGUCCGGCGGAGAGGGUGCGGUCAGCGGCCAGUCGCCAGGCGUGGUCCGGCAACGGUCGCUACCGCCAGCUACCGGCCGGAGGGAGAAACUCUCACUCGUCGACGCUCCGCUUGGUGGACGCGGCUGAGACCGAGCCGGGCCGGGAGAACGUGGUGAUGCUGCGCCAGGGAAUGGAGGACGAGAUCUCACGCGUGGUGCGAGGCGGCCGCGACAACCAGAUCGUGCUCGUGCCCAACGAGAUCGGCAGCCUGCACAGGUCUAGCUCCAGGGCGUCUCGGGGCGGCCCCAAAAUGUACCGGGUAAUGCGCGACGGUCGGCGCCAGCUCCAGCUGGUGGAUGAGGACGGCUACCGCGAGCGGAGGUCCGUCGUCCUGGACGGGGUGCGCACCGCCUCCCGCCGCACGCCCUCCGUCGAGGUGCUGACUCUUGAUGACCAAAACGGGGGCAGGGACGCCGAGUACCACCGCAAGGGCCGCAGCGACUCGCUGCGUCUGUACACGUCUGCCAAACGACGCCAGAGGGAUUUCUCCCUCGACAGGGACGGAAACCCGAUCGAGCGUCCGGUGUUCCGUGGCCGACCGCGGGACGACCAGGACGUGCGGUACGGCCAGCCGGUGGGGCCGCAUCGCGCCGGGCCGCGCCGGCGCACGCGCAGCGAGGUCAUGGUGGUGCACGAGGACGACGAGCUCGAGGAGGACAGGCUGGAGGAUGAGGACGGCCGGUUGGAGGACGAUGGCGGGGGCGGCAAGGCUAUGAUCAUGACGCGCUUCAUGAACAGUCAGGAGGGUGCCCGGUACGAGUCGGACCAGCUGCGCAGGGAGGAGGAGGAGGAACAGCUAGACGUGCAACAGUCGGGCCAGCACGGCGUCACAGUGACGUCACUGACGCGGCGUGGUGACGUCAUCCAGGGCGAGGCGCGUGUGUCGGCGCGGGCCAUCAAGACGCCGAUCCAGGAGGAGACGCAGAGCGUGCUGGAGAGGGAGGAGCGGGAGAUCCACGCGCCGCUGCCGGGCUCACCAGAGCCGCUGUACGCGCAGACCAAGGCGUCCAUCCUGCGCCGGCGCAACAGCAAGGCGGUACUGCAGGAGGAGCUGCAGCAGGCCGGUCUGCUGCACGCGCACCGCCAGUCGGACGGCGGCGAGCCGCGCCGUGCCUCCGAUGACUCGACCGGUGCAAAAAAACGGGGGGCGCCGGCGGUUCACGCGUGA
Messenger RNA from Pollicipes pollicipes, 3054 nucleotides. RefSeq lists its product as uncharacterized. NCBI's taxonomy places the organism in Eukaryota, Metazoa, Arthropoda, Thecostraca, Pollicipedomorpha, Pollicipedidae. Gene Ontology annotation, molecular function: cadherin binding; calcium ion binding; beta-catenin binding. The record is from RefSeq and is a predicted model, not a curated record. Bases 1 to 3054 code for a protein of 1017 amino acids. Gene Ontology annotation, cellular component: plasma membrane; catenin complex. The transcript is spliced from 21 exons. Gene Ontology annotation, biological process: homophilic cell-cell adhesion; multicellular organism development; cell migration.